AUGGCACCUGUCUUAUCAAGUAAUUGGAAAUCCCUACAAGCCAUACUAAAGAAAAACCCCCCAGCAUCCAUCGAAGCCCAAAAACGAAAAGCCGCAGAACCUUCCGAAAGGACAAAAGACAGUAUCGCCAAACGCAGACGAUUAGAAGGCAACACACUUAAAACCCGAUCAAUCGCUGAAGCAAAAGGAACAGCAACGAAGAGGAAAGCGAUGGGGGGAAUGGGAAGUUCACCAAUUUUGGAAUCGACGGAAGAUGAUACUCCACUUCCUAAAAAUGCACCGUCUGCCUCUUUAGCUCUUUGGGCGGAAGACAAUGAUAUCUCUGCGAAGGAUCUCGCGGAAGCUUAUGGAGGGAAUUUAAAAGAUACGACGAUACAGGGUGCACGAGCUGAUAAGAUCAAUGGGGGAUUAUCCACCGAUGUCGACAUAGGGAAAUACAUCGGGAUAGAUUGUGAAAUGGUAGGUGUAGGAGGUGCAGAGGAUCGAUCAGUAUUAGCACGCGUUAGUAUAGUGAAUUUUCACGGCACGCAAGUAUACGAUUCAUUUGUGCGACCUCAGGAAUUUGUGACGGAUUGGAGAACUCAUGUUUCCGGGGUUUCGACGAAGAAUAUGGCGACGGCGAGGGAAUUCGACGAGGUACAGAAAGAUGUUGCUGAGAUAUUGAAGGGGAGGAUAUUGAUUGGACAUGCAAUUAAGAAUGAUUUGGAAGCGAUGAUCUUAAGUCAUCCAAAGAGAGAUAUACGCGAUACAUCGAAGUUUUCAGGCUUUAGGAAAUACAGUAACGGGAGAACACCAAGCUUGAAAAAGUUGUCAAAGGAGAUAUUAGGUGUGGAUAUUCAAGGUGGUGAACAUUCUAGUAUUGAGGAUGCGAGAGCAACGAUACUUUUGUUCCGGAAACAUAAAUCGGCUUUUGACAUCGAACAUGCGAAGCAUAAUCCUUCGCAUUCUGGUGCUUCGUCAAAAUCUAAGCCAAAGAAGAAGAAGAAAGGGAAACGUUGA
Molecule: messenger RNA, 999 nt
Organism: Sclerotinia sclerotiorum 1980 UF-70
Lineage: Eukaryota; Fungi; Ascomycota; Leotiomycetes; Helotiales; Sclerotiniaceae
Exons: 1
Coding region: 1-999 (332 amino acids)
Biological process (GO): rRNA processing; ribosomal large subunit assembly
Cellular component (GO): nucleus
Molecular function (GO): nucleic acid binding; 3'-5' exonuclease activity
Source: RefSeq, a predicted model, not a curated record